This is a messenger RNA of Danio aesculapii, 1163 nucleotides long. It is a transcript of the gene tfam, whose product is annotated as transcription factor A, mitochondrial. The coding region runs from base 175 to 1005 and encodes 276 amino acids. The transcript has 7 exons. Gene Ontology annotation, molecular function: transcription cis-regulatory region binding. The record is from RefSeq and is a predicted model, not a curated record. Lineage: Eukaryota; Metazoa; Chordata; Actinopteri; Cypriniformes; Danionidae.
CAUUCCCCCAUAAUGCACUGCGGUCGGACGGCAGAUGGAAUGGCGCCUUUACAGGAGGAGGAGGAGCAGUAACAACCAUAACAGUUGAUUUCACGAUAGCUCGUUUUGUCCUGUUUUCAUCGUGCAUAUACACCAUUUCAUUAGUAUUAUUUGUGAGAUCGCAACACGUGCACGAUGGCUCCAUUCAGCUUGAUGUCAGUGGGGGCUAAUCUGCUGGUCAAGUCUCUCAGCCUGUUCUCGAGUGCAUCUGUUGUGAGGUGUUCAUGUGUAGCUCCAGUGAUAAAGAGUUUUAGCACCGCAACAAGAGGUCCACCCAAGAGACCACUGACAGCAUACAUGACAUAUGUAAAGGAUAUGCAGCCCACCGUCAGCAAACAAAAUCCCGGUCUCAAAAAUGUGGAUAUUAUCCGAAAGAUUGCCCAGCAGUGGAAAAUGCUUACCACAGAACAAAAGCAGCCAUUUCAGGUUGCAUCUCUGGAGGCCAAGGAGCAAUAUAAAUUUGCUUUGGAGAAAUUCAAAGCCCAGCUUACUCCUGCAGAGAGUGCGGCUUUUGUGGAGGAAAGACGACAAAAAGUGGCUAAAAGAAAAGCCAUUCGGAAAAAGAAGGAAUUGACUAAUCUUGGCAAGCCCAAACGCCCAAGGAGCUCCUUCAACAUCUUCAUGGCGGAGCAUUUUGUGGAGGCAAAGGGAACUACUACACAGGCAAAAAUGACGUCACUGAGAGAUGACUGGAAUCGCUUGAGCGACACACAAAAACAAAUGUACAUACAGCUGGCAGAGGACGAUAAAGUCCGUUACAAGAAUGAAAUCAAAUCGUGGGAGGAGCACAUGAUGGAGAUCGGAAGGGAAGAUCUUUUGCGGAGAAAGACGAAGAGCGCCCUCAAAGCCAAAGCCAAAGCCGUAGCCACUAAAAACAGGAAAAAGAAAUCCAAAGUGACAGUGAUUAAGGCAAAAGCGCCCGAAAAGAAGAAGAAGGAUGAUAGCGGAAAAGCUGUGUAUUUCUAGGACUCAACAGAGUGUGUAUAAAAACCAUAUCCGUCCUCAAUACAGUCUCCGCUUUUCCGUUAUUAGAGCUGCAUUUAUAUAGUGUUCAUGAAGGUUUGAAAACUGUGAAGAUGCCUUCAUCUUUUCAAUAAAUUCCUCUUUUUACUGGUUUUCCUGUA